AUGUCUGUACACUUUGGUUUUCUGCCGUCAUCCCUUUUCAUCCUUAAUCAGGCUCAAAUAAACCCGACCAUUCCAACUCGCCAAUUGGCAAGGCUCGGCAUAUCAACAGCAUUCUACACCAUCACCUUGCCCCUGAAGUUCUCUCUCGUUGCUAUUUUCAUCUAUACAACUGUUGUAUUACUUUUGAAUAACAUGAACAGAAGGAGACACGGGAAGCCAUGGGUGAUAAACCAAAUGAGGUGGUUCCGACAAGCGGUUAUCCUACAUAAUAUUCUUCUAGCUUUUUAUUCAUUCUUUGGGGCUUUUACGAUCGUACCUGGUGGGGAAACCCUCCAGGAGUUCGUCUUCAUCGGCUGGACAUCUUACAUGUCAAAGUUUUACGAAUUUAUCGACACUGCUAUUAUUCUUGCAAAAGGCCGACAGGCUUCAUUACUCCAUAUCUACCACCAUGCAGGUGUAAUCCUUGUCUCAUGGGCGUUAAAGUUGCAGUACACCUAUUAUGCAUUGAUAUCAAUUCAUGUGGCAGUGCCUCAAUCAGCUAAGGCAGCAAUGACCGCCAUCCAAAUAGUGCAGUUCUUCAUUGACCUUAUUGUGGGUCCAAGCUACCUCUAUGUCUAUUAUGAUGUUUCUGUGGACUAUGUUCGUUGCACCAAUAACAGGAAAAUGGGAGAUUCUUUGGACACACCGGCAUCUAGAGAUGCUGGCGUUAAUGGACAGUCAUAUUGUGACAUACGAACAGUUAGUUGUAUGAACAAGGCUGGCCAUACCUCUGUGGCAUGGCUCGGGAUUUUUUUCAUUCUUUCUUUGACAUGGAUGUUUCUAUAG
This is a messenger RNA of Aspergillus caelatus, 825 nucleotides long. RefSeq names its product GNS1/SUR4 family-domain-containing protein. The record is from RefSeq and is a predicted model, not a curated record. Gene Ontology annotation, cellular component: endoplasmic reticulum membrane. The coding region runs from base 1 to 825 and encodes 274 amino acids. The transcript has 3 exons. Gene Ontology annotation, biological process: very long-chain fatty acid biosynthetic process; fatty acid elongation, polyunsaturated fatty acid; sphingolipid biosynthetic process. NCBI's taxonomy places the organism in Eukaryota, Fungi, Ascomycota, Eurotiomycetes, Eurotiales, Aspergillaceae. Gene Ontology annotation, molecular function: fatty acid elongase activity.